AAUCCCAAAAUUUGACAAGAAAUCAUUCUUUUUUUCCCUCCUUUCUUUUCCCAAAAUCGGUUCCCUCCUCUAUCCCUAAAGAAAUCCUAAAAUUUCACUUGAAAUUUCUUCUUUUUUUUCCCUAUUUUAUUUUUCCCAAACCAUUUCUCCCUUACCCCGAUUCCCUUUAUUUUUUCCCUCAAUUUUCUCAAAUUGGCAGCCCUCUGCAUCUCCGUCGAUAGCCCGCUACUGUAUCUCUGUCGACAUCUGCUAUCGUUGACAGUGUUCUAAGGGUUCAGACUCGAGAGUGUGCUAUUGGUAUGCUUGAAAAAGCUAUAAAGUAACUUCAUUUGUUCAGUUCUCCUUGUGCUCAGAGAUAAAUCGAUUCUUGUUUUUUUUGAAUUUUGCAAUUUGAGAAAACAAAUACUCUUGUUCUUCCCUCUGUUGUUUGCUCCCUCUUGAAUAUUCACUGAAAUCCCAAAAAUCCCAUAUUGUUCUUGUUUUGUUUUGUUUUUGCUCCCUCCGUUGUUUUUGAAUACUCUCAUACAACUUCGUUUAGCUUUCUUUUUAUUUUUGUGUGUGUUUUUAUAUGGCUGCUUACUAUUUCAACGACAACAUUUUUUUAUCUGGGAAUUGUUAUUCUGGUUUCCUCGAUCCCUUUUCCCGUGAUUUGGGUCCAUGCAAUGGGAUUUCACAGUCCUUGGUUUUGGAUAAUGAGAAAAGUGAGCUGGUGGUGAAGUCGCCGGUGAAGGUUGGGAAGAAAAGCGUGGCGGAAGAGAAAGUUAUAGCGGCUUUAAAGAGUCAUAGCGAAGCUGAGAGGAGGAGGAGAGAAAGGAUUAAUGCUCACCUGGACACCCUCCGUAAUCUCUUGCCAUAUAGAGAAAAGUGCGGAUGGUUCAUCUUUUAUCGUUUACUCUCUCUUUGUUUCCUUUUGAAGAGAUUUUUAAGCUGCUUAUCUUUUCUCUUGAUAAUAAGCUCUAACGGCAGAAAAACAAAAGGAGGGAUCUUUUGAAGUGGAAAAAAAGAGAAUAAGAUCAGAUUAACAUCUUUGUUGGUUUUUUUUUUUUACUUUUUAUUUAUUUGGGUUUGAGAAAUGAAUUGUGAGUUUUUGAUUUGUUCUUCACAAGGAUCUGUUUUAAGCUUUUGGGUUUUGUUUUUGAG
Messenger RNA from Gossypium arboreum, 1140 nucleotides. Its product is annotated as transcription factor AIG1-like. Gene Ontology annotation, molecular function: protein dimerization activity; DNA-binding transcription factor activity. Gene Ontology annotation, biological process: regulation of DNA-templated transcription. Lineage: Eukaryota; Viridiplantae; Streptophyta; Magnoliopsida; Malvales; Malvaceae. The transcript is spliced from 3 exons. The coding region runs from base 569 to 991 and encodes 140 amino acids. The record is from RefSeq and is a predicted model, not a curated record.